AUGGAACGCUUGCCUCUAGAACUGCUUGUUCUCAUCGGCGAGCACGUCCAGAGAAGUUCCGACUCACAGAGCACCUUGCACAUGCUGAGUCUAUGCUGCCGAAGCUUCUACAAUGUCUUCCAACCGAUGAUUUACCAUUCCAUCACAGCGGCCUACCCUAUGUCUGCCGAAUUUAUUCGCUUUAUCAUGCGACUAUGGCGUCAACCAGAACUCGCCAGUCAAGUUCGUCGACUGGAGAUGUGCUGGUCGGCUUGUGACCAGCAAAAACUUGAUGAGGUCGCGAUAAAUAAAUUGAAAGAGGAUACAGAUCUCGCAUCAUUCAUCCAGGAUGCACUAAAUGAGAUGUUUACUCCAGAAGAAGAGGAUAUGAGGAAUGAAUGGGAAGAGCAUCUUUCAUUCGAGUAUCUCUGUGGAGAAGCAUGGCUGGGGCUAUUACUCCUUCGGACGAAUCACCUUCAAACAAUCGAAUUCCAACACGAGAACACCGAGUUAAUGUCGACUAUCUUACACAAAGCUGCAAUCCGACAACACCCAUUUCACAAAACUCCCUUAUUUCCAAAUUUACAAGAAGUUUUAGGAAAUGUUGCGUGGGGGGCCUCAUGGAUUGACUCAGGCUUCCUCACACCUUUCUUCUAUUUUCCUAAUGUUCGUAGAAUAUACUGUUCUGCCAUUGGUGAAAGAAGAGACGAUGAGAAUCAGAUGCUUGAUGAGAGCUAUCGCUCAAGCCAAGUUCGUGAAAUUAUCGUCGACGAGGCCUACUGGUGUCGAGGUAUGGUGGAUUGGCUUAUCACAUGCACGAAACUCGAGCGUGUAUCCAUCAAGAUUGAGGUACAAGCAGAUGAAUAUGAGAUAUGCGACAAUGAGAAAUUUGAUGCAUCGCUCUAUCGCGCUUUGUUGCUCCCAUCCGCUGCGACUCUCAAAUCUCUCCGCAUCUGCUAUGGUGAAUGGUAUAGAGAUCAAUUGGAAGAUGGUGAUAUCCAUGAUGCUCCGUUUGGCACAUUCAGGGAUUUUGUUGUCUUGGAAGAUAUCUUGGUUCGGCAUUCUCAUUUGAAGGACACACAGCCGCUGGUUGAAAUCUUACCAGUGUCUCUCAAGCGUCUUGAAAUCAUAGAUUUGAUGGCUACUGAUGAUCAAGUACAGUUGAUGUCAGAGCUAUCAGAUCUAGUCCACCAGGGCAGUUGCGAAAAUCUUGAAGAGCUGGUUUUGCGCCUUGAUUUAGAAGACGAAGAUGUGCCUGCGGAUGCUCUGAGAAGCCUCGAACUGGAGUGCGAAGCUAGAGGCAUUUUGUUGAAGAUUGAAGCCCCAGAGGACUACUAA
Messenger RNA from Penicillium brevicompactum, 1317 nucleotides. RefSeq lists its product as uncharacterized. The coding region runs from base 1 to 1317 and encodes 438 amino acids. Lineage: Eukaryota; Fungi; Ascomycota; Eurotiomycetes; Eurotiales; Aspergillaceae. The record is from RefSeq and is a predicted model, not a curated record. The transcript has a single exon.